Messenger RNA from Didymodactylos carnosus, 687 nucleotides. The record is from the annotation of a GenBank genome assembly. Lineage: Eukaryota; Metazoa; Rotifera; Eurotatoria; Philodinida; Philodinidae.
AUGGAUGUCACCAAUUCGCAAGCCCAAGUACAACUAGCAUCCGUAAAAAAUCAAAUGUUAAAUCAAUUUGAAUACUUACCGAAUUCCAACGGCAGUGAUUUCAAAUUGAUUCGAAGUGAUUGCAAAGUUAAAUGGACAGACGGUAAAGAAUUUAUCUAUCACAAUAAUACAAUUCAUUCAAGGCCAUCGUUUCUAUCACCUUUGUCAAAAUUGUUACAAUAUGCAUAUGUUGAUCAACACAAUGACGAUAAUGUGAACGUGAUACUACGGAAUUUAUUCUUGCAAACAAUUCAUCGACUUUUCACGCAACAUUUGAAAACAUCAUCACCGAGUCAGGAAUUAGCGCAAGCUGAUUUGAAAGAUUUUUUUCUCUAUUUCUUGAAUCACGCGGACGAAAACGUACGUCAAACGGGCACGAAACUCGUCACAACAUUUGUUAACGAUUUAUCCGCAUCGGCCGAUGUCGAUCUGCCACCAUUGAUUUCAUGUUCAACUAUGAAACAUCUAUUUGAAUCGAUGAUUGAGAAUGAACAUUUUCAAAUCGAUGAAAUCAUAUUAAAUGGAUGCUUGCGUUCAUCGUUGAACUGGUCAAUCGAUGAUCUCUGUUCACUGUUGACAUCCUUAUCGAUACAUACAACUCGAUUUUGCCGAAUUAUUGAAAGAAUGUCGUCAAUAUGUUUUCGAUGA